AUGAACACCUCUCUCGACCGAGAUGAGUAUGAAAUUGAUCAAUCUUCUCUCCAAGCACCCCCUCUUGACCAUAACAAUCUGACAAUGGAUCAUUCCUUGCCCUUAAACCAUCCAACUAACAUACCCUCCUUCAUUCACUUCCUAAUUCAACAUCUCUCUUUCUCCACUUACCUCUCAUCCACCUCGCUUCUAACCCUCCAACGUCUAAACCAUCAAUUCUUCCACCUGAUCACACCACUGUUCUAUACCAAGCUCAAGAUCGACUUGAACGACCCACGUAAUCCUGCUACGUCAAUCUCGCCAUACAACUUCUUCCCUAAUCCGAAACCUCCCUUUUCUAAAUAUAAGUCACUAGCAUUGGGUUAUGUAGAAGAUUUAGAGUGGAUCAAUUGUCAUUCAUCACAAUGUAAAGCCUUUUUAUCACUGUCUGAUAAUGUCAAUACGACCACGACUACGACAACAACUACCACUGUUAGUACCAGUACCAGUACCAUUGUAGAUGUCAAAGUCAAAGUGGAUGGGAAUGGUGGAUUGACAUUACCUAUACUAAGCAAUUGUCGAAUCACCUUACCCGCGGGAAGAUAUAAAUCGUGGUGUGGAAUAGAUAAUUUAAUAUCUACAGAUAUAAAAACCAAAGAAGAUAUACGAUGUGGAGUACUUAGAAGGUUGAGGGCAAAUAAGGUGAUAGUGGAGAUUGAAAGGUUUGGUAGGAUUGAUUUGUUCGGGAGGAAGGAUCUGUUCGAACAUGAUGAGUUGGUUUGUAGGAUUGGAUAUGUGGGGGAAGAUGCUACCUUGUUAAGAGAGAAGGAGUGGCCUACAACGUUGAACAAUGAAGAUCAAGAUCAAGAUAAAAGUACAGAUGAAAGGGUUGAAACGAGUAAGCAGUUAGAAGAUUUUGGUGUUGAAUCAGAGCAAGAGCAAGUCAUAACACAAAGUACCGACCUUCAGUUUCAACCCAUUCCUCGAGAAUUCAUUCAAUCACUUGAUAUCCUCCCAUCACUCAAUGCCAAUAAUACAGUACGGAACCUAACUAUGAUCUUCCUCUCUCCUCCUCGGAACAAGAUCGCUAGGAAGUUGACUUCGGAUGAUCAACGGACGGAUGCACAGCGAAUCAGCCAUCAUCUCCUAGCUCUAGCAUCUACCUUAUGCUCAACAAAAAGCGAAAAGACAUUUGAGAAAGUGCGGUUGGUCAAUAUAGGAGUUUUGUUAUUUUACAAAUAUGGAAUCAAAAGGGAAGAAAGUGAUUUGAGGAACAUGCAAGAUGAAAUUAAGAAUAAACUGGUCAGGUUGAUCAAAAUCCGAGUAGGACUAGGAUUGGUAGACGAUAUAAUGAGCAAAGUGGAAUUUGUAUUAUUAGAUGAAUACUUGAAAGAAGAGAAGAAAAGGACUGAACAAGUUAGACUGAGAGCGAAAUCCGGUCAGAAGAAUGUAAGGUUGUUGUAUUGA
Molecule: messenger RNA, 1446 nt
Organism: Kwoniella botswanensis
Lineage: Eukaryota; Fungi; Basidiomycota; Tremellomycetes; Tremellales; Cryptococcaceae
Exons: 1
Coding region: 1-1446 (481 amino acids)
Source: RefSeq, a predicted model, not a curated record